Molecule: messenger RNA, 1206 nt
Organism: Annulohypoxylon maeteangense
Lineage: Eukaryota; Fungi; Ascomycota; Sordariomycetes; Xylariales; Hypoxylaceae
Product: cross-pathway control protein 1
Exons: 1
Coding region: 451-1173 (240 amino acids)
Biological process (GO): positive regulation of cellular response to amino acid starvation
Cellular component (GO): transcription regulator complex
Molecular function (GO): RNA polymerase II cis-regulatory region sequence-specific DNA binding; DNA-binding transcription factor activity, RNA polymerase II-specific
Source: RefSeq, a predicted model, not a curated record
GAUUCACAACAGUCAUCAUGGCUUCCCUCCAGUUCCCAGAGCCAGCCGGCCCAACCCGAGCAGCCCUUAUUCCUUCCACCGCAGCAGGACUUCGUCUUGUUCGAUCAAGCCCCUUCUCAGAGCCAGAACGCUAAUCGCGCCUCGCCGUCCCCUGCGUUGCACGCAGCACUUGGAACUCCCAACACCAACGCUAGUCAAUCUCAAUUGUUCAACGGUUCUCCUUUGCAGGGUCAGCAACGAAACCAGCAGCAAUUACUAGCUCAGACUAUCCAAGCAACUGGACAUCAGAUUUCCUCUCAGGUCUACACCAAUCGGUUCAUUCCUCAGCAACAUCUUUACGCCUCUGCCGCGUUGUCUCCUUCGGCGUCUUCGAACUCUCAGAAUCGUUUUGCUCGUCCACCCAUCCCUCUUUUUUCUCAGAGCACGGGUAACCGACAAGUUGCAUCCACCAUGGACUUGCAAGGUAAAUUUCUUGGCCCCGCAUUGAAUGAUAACCAAUUCUCACAUCCAAUAGACGCAGUUCGUUUCGAGGAUUUGGCCAGUGGUGGCACCACGGCGUACUCUUCCCCGGGUAUUCCUAGCUACGACGCUAACAUGAGCUCUACCCCGAGCUCGAUGAGCAACCUAGCCACGGUGUCUCCCUACGAGCUGCACAUCGAUCAUUUCUCGUCUGCCCCGAACUCUGCCGCGAUCACGAACCUAACCUCGCCGUCGUUGCCCAACGAAUCUCCCGACUUCUUAGAUAGCUAUGAAGCCUCUCCUCUCGUUGGCGCUCACGAGGCGGACAGUGACAACUGGUUUCCCUUAUUUGGCAACCCUCCUGCAGCUGGUGUCGGUUUCAAUAUGGACAACUACUCUCCAGUCAACGAGCCCAAGGACCUUGAAUCGACCGAGCCCGUUUCGAGACCUCGUGUCAAGUCCAGUGGUUCGCCUCCGACCAAAACUCGUGGUGUUUCUGAGGGUGGUGUUACCAAGCCCAAAAAGCCGCUUCCUGCUAUCACCGUAGAUGAUCAGAACGACACUGUCGCAAUGAAGCGAGCGCGUAACACCCUGGCAGCACGCAAGUCUCGUGCCCGCAAGGCUGAGAAGAUGGAGUAUUACGAGAAAAGGAUCGAACAACUCGAGGAGGAAGUCGCUUUCUGGAAGGAACAGGCUCAGUCCAAAAGCUCGUAAUCAGGCAACGGUAUGGUAGAACAUCUGUUGCAA